Molecule: messenger RNA, 1935 nt
Organism: Entamoeba histolytica HM-1:IMSS
Lineage: Eukaryota; Evosea; Mastigamoebida; Endamoebidae
Exons: 1
Coding region: 1-1935 (644 amino acids)
Source: RefSeq, a predicted model, not a curated record
AUGGCUUUAUUGUGGGAAGAAAACACCUCUCUUUCUUCUCAAAGUUUAAAUCAAUCAUUAGAAGAAAUGAUAACAGUAGAAGAAACAUCCAUUGAAGAAAUAGUGCUAUUUCUUUCCUCUCAUAGUGUUUAUCAACAUUUUAUGAUGCUUGUUUCUUCAUUAGACAAGUCUCAAAAUUGGUCAGAAGAACAAAUAUAUAAGAUACAAGAAAUAUCUGUAAGAUUUUUUAAAGAACGUCAAAAUUGGUGCAGUGAAUUACUCAAAAGUUGUCAACCAAAAGUCAUUAAUAAAAUUCUUUCUAUCGCAAUGAAAAUUAAUAAUCGACUCAACGGGUAUUGUGAUGAAUUCUUUGAUAUUAAUACGUUCUACAGUUAUGUAUAUUAUCAAAUCUUUUUCUCAAAAGGAAUUAGUUUAGAAAAACAAGUUGAUGCAUUAAAACAAUUCAAAACUAUUAGUCACAUAGAAAAAGGAAUAAAAACAGUUCUACAACAUAAUGAAAUUAUUAAUAAAUAUCAGAUUCUUCUACACUAUUUAGACAAAUGUUCAUUACAAAUGAGAAUAGAUUAUUUAUCAUUCAUUUAUCAAAAAAUUCAAUUCACUGAACAACAAUUUGAAUUAAUGUUACGGGAGUUAUCUUUUAAAAAUUAUCAAAUUGAUAUCUCAUUAUAUUAUGAUAUAUUUAAUCAAGACCAUCUCACUAUUAAUCAGUGUUACUUAAUGCAUCUGGCUCUUCAAUUAUGUCAUUCUCCAAAAGCAAUUCACUUAAUUUCAUUGAUAUUUUCACUUUAUUCAAAUAAAACUUAUGCAACAACAAUUUCUCCUUCUUCUCAGUGGACUUUGACACAAUACAUCAUUUAUAUUAUUCGAUGUCUUCCAUAUUCAACAAAAACAUCAUUACUAUCUAAUGGAGUUAAUUUAAGAAUUUCUUCACCAGUUAAACGAAUACAAAAACUUGCAUUAAUCUUAAUAAAUGAAAUGGAAAUAAGUAAUAAAGAAAAAAGAACAGAUUAUCAAUGGAAUAUCAACUUAUCUAUUGAAGCUGAUGGUAUUGAAGAUAUAAAAGAAAGCAAUAUUCCAAUUGAUGAGAAUAUUCUCUCUACUGAGAAUGAACAACAAGAAGAUAAGAAUAUAAUAAAUAACGUCUCAUCUCAAAUUAAAGGAUUAAAUGAAAAAGAAACCUCUGAACGAAAAGUGAAAAAACCAAAACAUAUUAUUGAAUGGUUAGAAUUGUUUGAUGACUUUACUAAUAGAACAUAUGAAGAAGUAGAAAUGACAUUAAGUAUUGGAGUAGAAUUGAUUAAGAAAUCAAAUAAAUUUGUUGGACCUUACUUAGAGGAGAUUAUAAGAAAGAUAUUAACAAUUAAAAAUAUUUAUCGGAUAGAACAAUUUGAAGAAUGGCAAAUUGCUAUUUUAUAUGAAGUUGUUACCGAUAAAUCAAUAUAUUGUAAAAAAAGAGGAAGUACUAUUUUAAUCGAAAAAAUUUUAGUUGAUAAAGAUAUUGUACUUAAAACAAUGAAAAAAUGUGGUUAUUAUCAGGACUGGAUAGACCCUUUGAGAGAAUAUAUUGUUCAAUGGUGUUAUGAAAAUAAAUUUGAAUAUAAUAUAUGUCAAGCAAUUGAUUAUCUCAAAGACUAUGGCAAUGCCAGUAUUGUAAAUGAUUGGCUUAUUCUCUAUCAAAAUUGUCGUUCAAAUGAUCGGGUAGUUCUUUCAUUACUCUCAGGAUUACUCCAAGUAAUUUCUUUAAUUUCUCCUGACAUAUUCAUAUGGAAUUGUAGUGAUCAAAUCAACAAAGUGCUAAGUCAAUUACAAGUUGAUACAGUAAAUCAUCCAAACAAACAAAUUAGAAUGACAGCAACUGUAUUAAUGGACCAAAUUACUACUAUAGUUACCACAGAAAUAAAGUCUGAAACACAAAAAGAAAUUUUAUUGUUUUAA